AUCAGUAGAGAGAGGGGGGAUGGAAUUUAAAAACAGGUACCUUACACUUGUAUUGUUCUCUCUAAAACACAUUGUCAGUAAAGUUGGGGGAGACUGUCUCCCCCCCCUUCCUGCCAUCUCUCUAUGGUUUUUUGUUGUAAUGCCAGUAGACAGAGUGGUGGAAUUAGUUUAAAACAGUCACCUUACACUUUAGUUGUCCUCUCUAAAUUAGAUUUAAGGUUUUUAAAAUUAUUAGUGUUAAUUAAGGGCUAUUGUUAUUUUGGUUUCUAAGGGGAUAGGUGUUCAAUUUUUAAAAAAAUGCACAGGAUCAUUCUAAGAAGAGUGAGAGGGCUAAUGAGCCAGCACCAUACUUCCUCUAUGCGUUUUCUUGACCUGGAUCUGAUCUUGAAAAACUCUGUUCAGGAAAGUCUGAACCAAAUACGAAUUGGAAUAUUAGAGAGGCUUAACUCUUUUGGUGGAACCCCAUAUGGUUCAUUCCCUGUGGAAAUCGGAAGCGCUCCUCUGGUAUUAGCCAGUGCGCACCACAGUAUCGCUUCGCACCUCACCGUCCGGACUGUUACUGCUCCCGGAGCACCUGCAGGCGGAGGGAGCUACCAAAAAAAGGGGCAAAGAAGAAGUACGCAGGGGACAUAAACAAGCGGAGGACGGAGUAGGGGCUGGACCGGCUGGGGGAGCGCACCAUGGCCUCAAAGGACACAGCCACGGGCUUCGUGAACGUCAGCAGGGAGAUCACAGAGGGCAUCAGGAAGGUGCUGGACAAGCAGGCCAUUAAGUUUGUGCGAGCCAUCAAGCAGGACACCCGGAGCGGCAAGACAGAGGACAGGAUUCUGGUCCUGGCAACAUGGAGACUGUAUCUCUUCGCUGUCAAGGUGCCCACCAAGACGGAGGUCACCUUCAACUUCCUGGAAAUCCGAGCCAUGAACACCUAUCCGGAACACCAGGUUGUCAUCGAUACAGACAAGACCACCUACUCGUUGAAGCUCCAGAACCAGGAGCAGCUGAACCACGUGGUCAGCCACAUCAACUACUCCCUCUCCCGAGUCUUCAACAACUCCAUUUACGCCCCUCCAAUCUGUCGAGCAGAAGGAGACGUGACCGAUGGAAGUAUCAAGUUUUCAGCCAACUCCGAAUCGUCAUUGGAUCCCCAGAAAACAUGCGGAGGUUUUUCGGAGACCUAUGCGGCCCUUUGUGACUACAACGGAAUCGGCUGUAAAGAAGAAGUGCAGUGGGAUGUCGACACCAUCUACCACUCUCAGGACAACAGGGAGUUCAACCUAGUGGAUUUCAGCCACCUCGACAGCAGGGACUUGGCGGUAAUCGUGGCAUCCAUUGCGUACAACACCUGGUUCACCAAGCUGCACUGCAAAGACAUGCGCAUAGGGUCCGAGGUGGUGGACCAGGUUCUGCACACAGUCAGCAAGUCCAACACUCUGGAGGAGCUCACUCUGGAGAACGCAGGACUGAAAUCGGACUUUCCGCAGAAGAUGGCGUCGGCGCUGUCUGAGAACCCGGCCUCUGUGAUCCACUCCCUGAACCUGGCCCACAACACGCUGGACAACCAGGGAUCCUCCAACCUGAUUCAAACAAGUGUGUCGCCAUCAAGCAAGGGUCUGCGCCUCCUCAACCUCUCCAAGACCUCCCUUUCCUCCAAGGGUGUGGUUACUUUGUCCCAGGCGUUGUGUUCAAGUGACGACUACUCCAAUUCUCUACUGCAUCUGGACCUCAGUAAAAACCCCGUUCUGUCUGGAGAGGACGCAACAAACCUGUACCUGUUCCUGGCCCAGCCCAACUGCCUGGUCCACCUGGACCUCUCUGGGACAGACUGCACCGUGGACUCGUUGUUUGGGGCCUUGCUGCGAGGCUGUUGCGCUGACCUCUCCUACCUGAACCUCUCCAAGAACUCCUUCUCUCACAGGAAAGCGAGAGAUUCUCUGCCAACUUUCCGCCAGUUCUUCAGCUCCGCCUUCAGCCUGACCCAUGUCAGCCUGGCCUCGGUGAAAGUCCCUCCUGAUAUGCUGAGGGCUCUGUUUCUAGGUCUGUCCAAUAACCCUCAUAUCACUGACUUACACCUGGACAUCAGCAGCUGUGAGUUAAGAUCAGCAGGUGCUGGCGUUAUACAGGAGCUGUUUCCUCGAGUUGCGUGCGUGGGGACUUUAGACAUCUCUGAUAAUGGUUUAGAUGCUGACUUGCUGGCUGUCAUCCCAGCGUUCUCAAGGCACCCGUCCCUCAAACACCUGAUGCUGGGGAAGAACUUCAACAUCAAGGGCAGGGUGCUGGAGGAAAUUCUGCAGAAACUGGUUCAUUUGGUGCAAGAGGAAGAGUGUGCCCUGCACUCCCUCUCCCUGGCCGACUCGAGGCUCCGUCAGCGGGGCACAGUGAUGGUCAACGCCCUGGGCUCCAAUGCCUGCCUACGGAAGGUCGACCUGAGCGGAAACCAGCUGGAGGACUCCGGGGCCAAGAUGCUCAGCAAAGCCCUGCAGAUCAAUACAACGCUCAGGAGUGUGACGUGGGAUCGCAACAACACCACAGCAAUGGGCUUCCAAGACGUGGCGAGGGCGCUGGAGCACAACUUCACUCUUCAGUACAUGCCCCUCCCCCUCAGUGAUGUCACUCAGGCGCACCGCAGCAACCCGGAGAAGACGGACCAGGCCCUGACCAAGAUCCAACGUGCUCUGCUUAGGAACAACCAGACUCAGCACUUCUCCCAGAAACAGGCGCUCAGGCUGCACCAGGGCCUCGUCACCAGCACGGCAGAACAGGUGAUGGAGCGUCUGUGUGUGCGGGUGCAGCAGCAGGUGGGUGUCCUGAAAGGUUCUGAGGAGGGAGAGGAGGUCCAGACGGCCAGACAAAUCCUGAAGGAAGCCAGGGACUCCAGAGCUCUGUAUCCCUCUCUGUGUGAGUUGGCCCAUGUGUUGUCAGUGGACGGCCCCGUCAAACAGCGUCUGGACACUCUGGCUGGAGAACUGGCCAAAGCCGCGGACAAGGAGUUGCAGGUGGUGGUGGACUCCAUGGUGUUGCUGUGCCGCGAGCUGUGUCCAAUGUCCUGCUCCGCCGCAGAGAGACUCAACCCGCCCCUCUCGUCCAUCUCAGAGCAAGUUUCCAUCCCUCGCUCCGCCAUCCGCAGCGCCCUGAUGGAGCGAGCGGCGGAGGAUAUCAACAGAGCUUUAGAAGAGGUGAAGUUGUCUGUGGUCUCCUAUCUGACCAACUCCAUAGUGGAUCAGAUUCUACAAGAGCUGUACACCACCCAUAAAACCCUGCUGCGGCAGGUGUCUCAGGCGAAGCGCUGGGAUGACGUCGGGACGGGCCGGCGCCGUCAGACAGUCAGGAUAGCUGAGUCCCUGGAAUUUCCGAUGAGAUUUGGUGUCAACCUGGGAAUAGACACAAUGGCUAUAAAGAAGCGGAGCUCCAGAACUAGAAGAAUCCGUCCCGUCUCCACCAGACCCAGUGUUGGUGAUGAGCCCAGUCCCUCUCCCCCCUCUGCUCCACUGCACUCCGACCCUCAUACACACUCGGCAUCAUGGGAGUGUCUUUCCACCCUCCCCACAAAUGGCUCGCCCUUGCGUCACGUGACCCACGUCAGGCCCCGCCCACCACGGAGACACAGAGCGGGGCACCCUCCCCCUGAAUCUCACGGCUCAGAGAACGGAGGAGCCAGUACGAUGGAGGACGGACUGCCUGACUUCUACAGCAAGAGAGUUCUACCUGACAGAUGAAGAUGAAGGCCGUAAUGGAUUCCCCGCAGCAUCGCGUCACACCAGGAAGUCCAACUCGUUCGACAUAGGCAUGGACCCGGACAGCCCCUACGAUCAGGAGAGGUCCUCAGAUCGCAGAUUCCCUGUGAAAAAGCCCAGUUUCCCCCAGUACAGAAACAGCUCUCUGGACUUCCCAGCGGGGACCAGGUGUUAUGAGAGCCCCCAGCUGGGCAACAGAGACGCGUUAUGACGUUACCAGAGCACCAGGAGGAGCUUUCUGGGGAGGGACUGGAACAACGAGGACUGGAGAGAGACAAGCUUUUAAAAAACCGUGUGGACUCAAGAGACAAAGCUCCAACAGCUGCCCCCCCCCCCCCCCCCAUUUUAACCCAUGUAAACAUUUGUUGCUGAAAAUGCAUGCACUGGUAUGCUUUCUGUUUUUAACUGGUUGCACUUGCUAUUUUCUCAGGCAUUAAGGGCGCUCUAAACCCGUAGUACAUAAAGCACACAAUCCGUCUCUCCAGUCAUCAUGAACUAUUUUAUGCAUUUGUGCAAAAAUAUUGAGUCGUCUCAUCCCUCGUCUUUUACUGACAAUCUGUGAUUACUAAGAGUGAGUUUGUACUGUCUUGAUUCUAGUGAAGGUGUAAAUAAUGAAUCUAAAAACUGCACUAACCAUUGUGGUAACCAAUCAUGUUUUUAUUUGUGAUAAUAUGUCAUUUGAUAACUGUGUUUGUGAGUACGCUUUUUGGUGAUGAUGAUGAUGAUUUGAGAAAUGUGUGUUUCAUGCACUUAGCACUCCCAUCUCUUCAAGAGUAUUUAAGUCAGUCAGUGUUUGAAUCAGAUUUUUUUCAGGCCUGAAAAUAAGUAUAUUUUCUAAAAAAUGCUUCUAUGAAUCGGAAUAAAUAAAAUUGACUUUACACGA
Molecule: messenger RNA, 4614 nt
Organism: Gymnodraco acuticeps
Lineage: Eukaryota; Metazoa; Chordata; Actinopteri; Perciformes; Bathydraconidae
Gene: carmil3
Product: capping protein regulator and myosin 1 linker 3
Biological process (GO): regulation of Arp2/3 complex-mediated actin nucleation; cell migration
Cellular component (GO): plasma membrane; lamellipodium
Molecular function (GO): protein binding
Source: RefSeq, a predicted model, not a curated record